Messenger RNA from Bolinopsis microptera, 558 nucleotides. RefSeq lists its product as uncharacterized. The coding region runs from base 1 to 558 and encodes 185 amino acids. NCBI's taxonomy places the organism in Eukaryota, Metazoa, Ctenophora, Tentaculata, Lobata, Bolinopsidae. The record is from RefSeq and is a predicted model, not a curated record. The transcript has a single exon.
AUGGAUAAGGUGUUAAGACCGGAUAAACUUGAACUCGACCUGUCGACAUCCGCAAAUGGAGGAAAUGCGAACAAGUUCGUCCACUGGAAAACGACGAUGGAAAAUUUUGUUGAGACACUAAAAGAUACAGUCACUACAGACGAUGCUAAGUACAAAGUCUUGAUAAAUUUCAUCAGCCCCGAUAUCUUUCUCCACAUCUCCGAGCUGACAAAAUACUCAGAAGCCCUUGCCCUCUUACAGGCACUGUUUGUCAAAACGAAAAAUCCUAACUAUGCUCACCACUGUCUGGCCAUGAGAACCCAGAAAGAAGAAGAAUCCAUCGAAUUAUACUUACUGUCACUAGAAAAACUAGCUAAAGAGUGUGAUUUCAAGGAGGUAACUGCCGCAUUGCACCAAGAGGAAUGUAUCAGAACGGCAUUCGUAUCAGGAUUGAGCUCACACCAGAUCCGUCAACGGUUACUUGAGGAUACAAAAUCCUUGUCUGACACUACUAAGGCAGCCACCACACUUGAGCAAGCCCUCAGGGAUAGUAAGCACUACAAUCACCCGGGCUACUGA